GUCAAAUCUCGUGGAGCCGCGUGGAACUGUGACGUGUCAAAAUUUGGAGUUGGUGACCUGAAAGUUUCAUUUUUUGAUCAGAUCAGUUUUGGCUGUAUUUGAGUGCUCAAAGUCUUCCCUCAUAGUUAUAAGUUAAACUAGUUAUUUUUUUGUUAUUAGUACAUAAUGCCUGCUCCUGCAAGUGCAACCUCAGUUGGGGCUGGAGGUAGGUCUCCCACGAAAGGCGCAAGUGGACCAAGAGCGAGUGCCGGUGGUGGUACAGUAAGGCAAAGAAAGACCACCACCACAACUACCACUGCCAGAAGGAACACUGGUGCUGGUACUGGCGGUAUGUGGAGGUUCUACACUGACGAUUCGCCUGGCAUCAAAGUUGGCCCAGUUCCAGUACUAGUUAUGUCCCUGCUCUUCAUUGCAUCAGUAUUCAUGCUGCACAUCUGGGGCAAAUACACCCGGUCUUAAUUUAGUUAGUUAGGUUUUCAUUCCUUAAGUAUAGUUUAAUAUAUUUAAGAUUUAUAUUUACAUUUAUUUCAUUGCAUUUUUAUCGCUUUUUCUUAAGAAUUACUUUAAAUAAAUUAUUAUAGUUUUUUUCCUAUAUAA
This is a messenger RNA of Anthonomus grandis grandis, 597 nucleotides long. It is a transcript of the gene Sec61beta, whose product is annotated as protein transport protein Sec61 subunit beta. Bases 166 to 459 code for a protein of 97 amino acids. Gene Ontology annotation, cellular component: Sec61 translocon complex. The transcript is spliced from 3 exons. Gene Ontology annotation, biological process: intracellular protein transport. The record is from RefSeq and is a predicted model, not a curated record. NCBI's taxonomy places the organism in Eukaryota, Metazoa, Arthropoda, Insecta, Coleoptera, Curculionidae.